Branchiostoma floridae (Florida lancelet) is the source of this 1045-nucleotide messenger RNA. RefSeq lists its product as uncharacterized. Bases 48 to 1007 code for a protein of 319 amino acids. Gene Ontology annotation, cellular component: membrane. NCBI's taxonomy places the organism in Eukaryota, Metazoa, Chordata, Leptocardii, Amphioxiformes, Branchiostomatidae. The transcript has 3 exons. The record is from RefSeq and is a predicted model, not a curated record.
UCACACUUGUUCAACCGGCAACCUGUGAAACAACAGUGGCGGAAAGUAUGGCCGAAAUCUUGACGAAAAUGUGUCGCCGAAUCUGCAAACUAGCUACAAUGUUACUGAGUCACACCGACAAGAGCGUCUUCUACACUUCUCCGUGGUUUGAGGACCAGACUCCUUUCGUGGUAUACCGAGGUCUGGCCGCCAUCUUUACUUUCCUGGUACUGCAGGGGAACAUGGUGGUACUGAACAUCACCUCCAACUUCGGCUGGUUCCUGAAGUUCACACACUGGGGUUUCGUGGCCCUGACCGCGCACAUGUGCGUCUCCGCCGCCAUAUGUCUUCGCGAGCACGUCAAAGGCGGCAGGGACAACCACGACGACUUCUACGACGACUCAGCCGAAGGCGCCCGAGAAGACGACGACUUUUACCGAAAUGGGCCGAACGACGAGAUGGAACAAAGCCUCCUAACUAGCGAAAGAAGUCUUCCUACUAGUAGACAUCGCCAACAAAAUAGAAACUCACUCCCUUGGUACAUAAAGUUAGACUGGGCACUGUACGAUAUCUCAUGCACACACGCACUGACUAUUUCCAUUUUGUAUUACUCCGCCAUGGGCGGUGAUACGUCCACUAACAACAGUUGGUUGUUACACAUCAUGAACUCAGUCAUAGUUGUAACGGAUGUACUCAUCUGUGGAAUCCCCACACGAAUUGCACACGUCAUCUACCCACUACUGUAUAUGGUGACGUAUCUGCUCUUUGUGUAUUGGAUCUCGUCCUUGGACGGAUUCAAGAAAUACGGCCAGGUGUACGCUUUCUUAGACUUUGCGGGGAAGACGAAGAGAACGGCUUAUAUGAUCGUAGCGAUGAUAAUUUUUGUGGUGCCCGCUUUUCAUUUGGUUGUGUACGUACUGUACAGAUGUAGACUUGCACUUCUGAGGAUGUUGAAGGGAGGGGGUGUGAAGACUGAUAAUGGUUGUGGUAAGAGGGACGCCCAAACCCAAACAGAGCCACAAGUUUAACUGGCUAUUGUAUAGAAUGCAAAACAAAAUGCGAGACU